Molecule: messenger RNA, 3669 nt
Organism: Penaeus monodon (black tiger shrimp)
Lineage: Eukaryota; Metazoa; Arthropoda; Malacostraca; Decapoda; Penaeidae
Exons: 8
Coding region: 1-3669 (1222 amino acids)
Biological process (GO): DNA integration
Molecular function (GO): zinc ion binding; nucleic acid binding
Source: RefSeq, a predicted model, not a curated record
AUGAUGGGACCAUCCAAAUUCCACGUGGCCACUUCAAGAUUACGCCUCGGUCAUGCAAUCUUGGUAUUUACAUGUGGCGACCUUGCCAGGAUUCAAGGAUUUACUCGUUUUGAGGAGCAAGUUCUCGAUAGGAACAGUGACUUUCAUACCUUAUUGUUAAUAGUGUCAUACUUUCAGUGCUAUUUUAAUUUUGAUGUGUUGAAAGCUCAGGCUGAGGCAUUAGGCCUUCAAGGAAAUGAUAUUGCUCAGUAUGUCAUUAGUCAACAGACACUUGCAAGGGAGGAGAGAGCAAAAGAAAGAGCAUUUCAGAAAGAACAAUUAGAAGCGGAGAAAGAAAAGGUUAAACUUGAACAUGAGCUUCAGAUGGCUCGGUUAAACAAUCCUUCAGCCAGCUCAUUCACUUCGGUCCUUUUUGAUGGCGCUUCGCGCCCUUGCUUACCAGUUUUUAAAGAUGGGGAAGAUAUGACUUCAUACUUAAUAAAGUUUGAGCGCAUUGCCAGCUUGUUAAAUUUUAGAGAAGAAACUUAUGCUAUCAGACUGGGAAAUCUGCGAGUAUAUGUGAAAGAACACAACGUCUCCUCUUUAUCUGAUGCGGUAAGCCUGUCGGAUAAUUGGGCAUCUGCUCAUAGUGCCUACCCCAAGUCGUAUCAAUCCUUUGACCAAGGUAAGAGAAGUGUGGCUCCAAAGCCCCCGACUCCAAUUCAGCCAGCUUUGAAAAGAGAUUUUUCAUCUGUUAAGUGUCAUGGGUGUGGUGACAUUGGACAUACAAGAUCUCGCUGUCCUAAAAAUCCCUUAGCUUACAAACAGUACUCCUCAGUUCCAACUCAUAAAGUCGGAUUUAGUCUAAAUAACAGAGGAAAGUCAAAGUUUAUGACAGCUGGUACCUUGAAUGGGGCUUGGGUCUCCACUAUUCUCAGAGAUACGGGGUGCACAUGUGUUAUUGUAUCUGACAAGUUGUUACCUGAUGUUGAUGUUUCUAGCACUGAUCUGGUGGGGAUAGAAGAUUAUCUUGGCCGGGUGGAUUAUUUCCCCAAAACUAAAUGCUUUUUGAAAUGUCCAUACUUUGAAGGUUGGGUUGAUGUGGUGAGAGCACCAAUUAAAUUUUGCAGUAUUUUGGUUGGGAAUGUACCAGGGGCAUAUAAUCCCAAAUUAUCUCCAGAUUUUGACUUAAAUGUACCUCAACAUUCAAAUAAUGCGCCUCUUGAUUAUUCAUGUGCAAUUCAAACUAGAUCCUCUAAAGUAAAAAGGGUUCACCCUUUAGUCUUACCAGAGAUUGAACCCCUUAAAGUUACCCCUGAGGAAUUUGCUAAAUUGCAGGCAGAAUGUCAUUCUCUGACCAAAUUGUGGGAAAAAGUGAAGUCUGAAGAACUUGAUAAAAUGCGAGACGGUACAGAAUUUAAGUAUGAGCAAAGAAAUGGUCUGCUUUACCGUACUUGUGUUGCUUCAAAGCAUUAUGAAAGAUUAGGCAAAUCUUCCCUAGUAGUACCCAGUGAAUGUAGAGCUAUCAUUCUCUCGGUAGGUCAUGAGAGCCCCUUGGCUGGCCAUUUCUCUCAUCGGAAAUCAGAAAUGCGCAUUAAAGACCAUUUCUAUUGGCCAAACAUGGGGGCUGAAAUCAGGGAUUUCUGUAAGUCUUGUGACAAGUGUCAAAGGAUGUCAACUAAGGGUAGAGUAAGACCAGUGCCAUUAAAGUCUAUGCCUAUUUUAACGGAACCAUUUUCUCGUGUUUCUAUUGACUUGGUAGGUCCAUUUUCUCCUCCAUCUUCUGAGGGUCACCGUUAUAUCUUAACCUUGAUUGAUUUUGCCACCGGUUUUCCAGAAGCACUGCCUCUUAAAGAGAUUGAUUCCAUAUCUGUAGCCGAAGCCCUUCUGGUGAUCUUUUCAAGGGUUGGUAUACCUCGGGAAAUUUUGUCUGAUAGAGGAAGACAAUUUGUUUCCCAACUAAUGGGAGAACUACAUAAAUUAUUGGGAGUCAAGCCACUCUUUACUACUCCCUAUCACCCUAGUGGGAAUGGAAGGGUGGAAAGGUUUCAUGCAACUCUAAAAGCCUCCUUAAGAAAAUUAUGUAGUGACAAACCAUGUGAAUGGCAUCGAUAUCUAGUCCCCACAUUGUUUGCGAUGCGAGAGAUUCCUAGCGAUCGAACAGGGUUUUCAGCCUUCGAGCUACUUUAUGGACGAACAGUCCGGGGGCCACUUUCAGUUUUAAGGGACUUGUGGGAAGACACAACCAUAAAGGAGGAUGAUAGAUCUUCUUUCCAAUAUGUCAUCGAAUUAAAAGAUAAGUUGGAAGAGUGUGCUAAAAUUGCAGCUCGAAAUGCUGAGAUCAGUUCCACCAAAUUCAAAUCUUACUUUGAUUUAAAAUCUCAGGAUAGGAAGUUUAGGCCAGGCGAGGAAGUCCUUGUACUCCUCCCUGAUAACACUAACAAAUUGCUCAUGUCUUGGAAUGGCCCAUAUACUGUUCUUGAGUGCCGUAACAAGGUAAAUUAUCUUAUUGAUGAAGGUGGAAAACCCAAGUUACUUCAUGCAAACCUAUUAAAGAAGUAUCAUAGGAGAGCCAUAAGUUGCCAACCUAAUGUUAUGGACGAAGAAAGUAAGAUAGAUGUCGAAACAAACCCAAAAGUAGUUCAGAAUUGCAUUCUAGAAGAUACUGAAUUGAGUGAUUGUAAUUUUCCAUUAACCUCUAAUGGAGAAGAGUCCAUUUUGCCUGAGAAUGACCAACCAGAUGUUUGUUCUGAUCUUUCAGCAGAGCAGAAAUCUGAUAUUCAAUCAUUAACUACAAAUUUCCGGGAUGUAUUUUCACUAAUUCCUGGUUGCACCAACACCCUGGAGCAUGAGAUUGAAGUCAACACCACAGAACGAAUUAAGUCUAAGAUUUACCCCAUUCCUAUACAUCUAAAAGCCCACUUUGAAGCUGAAGUUGACCAAUUACUUGAGCAAGGGAUUAUACAGCUAUCGUCCUCUCCCCAUUCGUCUCCAGUAGUCAUGGUCAAAAAGUCAGAUGGUAGCUACCGUAUGGCUAUAGAUUAUCGAGCUGUUAAUUCUGUAACUAAUUUCCAUGCUGAGCCAGCUUGCACUAUGGAAGAAGACUUGUAUAAAUUUUCAGGAUGUAAAUAUUUCUUUGAACUGGAUCUUACUAAGGCUUACUACCAAAUUAAACUUUCUGAGAAAGCCAGACCUUUAACGGCAUUUCCUUCACACAAGGAACUUGGGAAGAGCACACAGAGGCUAUUUUUUUCUGUAUUAGAGAGAUUACGUGAGCACAACCUCACUGCAAAACCUUCAAAGUGCAGAUUUGUUUUCAAGUCUAUUCAUUACUUAGGCUUUAUUCUUGAUGAUUCAUCAGACGUUGGGCUUGGAGCCGUUCUUCUACAGUACGUCGAUGGUCAUCCAUUCCCUGUGGCAUACGCUAGUCGAAAACUAUUAGACAGAGAAAGGAGGUACUCAACCAUCGAGAAGGAAGGCUUGGCUAUAAUAUUCGCCUUCCGCCUGCCGCUCAAAAAGAUAUUUCAAUUCCUUACAGCUUGUAUUAAACAAGGCAUCAGGGACACCCUAACUGGGCACAGGACGAACAAGGACCAAAAACAUACAAAGACCCCAGAGGAACAGGAGCGACCGCGCAAGCGCAGUUCGGGCGCGGCCGAAGGGCAUGAGGCUCCUGAAGGCCCGAGAUAA